UCUACAUCAUACAACUCAAAAACAUUCAAAUGUACAAGCAAUCAAAACAUCAUUGAAUCAAUUCAUAUAAUAUAUCAAAAACAAAGCAGGAAAAAAAAGUGAUUAAUUUUAUAAGGAAUUUAAUCAAAAUGAGUUCAAGCAGGAGAGCGUGGAUAGUAGCAGCCAGUGUUGGAGCAGUGGAAGCCUUAAAAGAUCAAGUUGGAUUGUGUAGAUGGGAUUAUCCAUUGAAGUGUUUGGCACAACACACAAAGAAUAACAUAAGAUCUUACUCUCAAGCUAAGAAACUUUCUUCUUCUCUGAUUGCAAAGAGUGAAAAGACAGAGCAAUCUGAAGAAUCUCUGAGAAAAGUUAUGUAUUUGAGCUGUUGGGGUCCAAAUUGAAGAUUUUAAUAGUGAUGAUAGGAGACAGUAUAAAAUGUAAAAUUAGGCUAUGAUUGUAAAUAGGACAUACUGUACUAGUUAAGGGCAUGCCAUUUCAAAGAUAAGCAUGUAUGUCGAAAUCUUCCAACCAUUGUAUGUGAAAAAACUCUAUGAAGAGAGUUGAUCUUUCGGUGAAUUCAGGCAUUAACGGAUCAACUAAUUACAUCUCUUCCAGCUAACAUGCUUAAUUACAAGUAUGCUGUAAUACUAAUGAAUAUGCAUAUGGUUUUGAAAUUUGAA
Messenger RNA from Solanum tuberosum (potato), 659 nucleotides. RefSeq lists its product as uncharacterized. Bases 129 to 380 code for a protein of 83 amino acids. The record is from RefSeq and is a predicted model, not a curated record. The transcript has a single exon. Lineage: Eukaryota; Viridiplantae; Streptophyta; Magnoliopsida; Solanales; Solanaceae.